This is a messenger RNA of Arabidopsis lyrata subsp. lyrata, 1682 nucleotides long. Its product is annotated as binding partner of ACD11 1. The record is from RefSeq and is a predicted model, not a curated record. Lineage: Eukaryota; Viridiplantae; Streptophyta; Magnoliopsida; Brassicales; Brassicaceae. Gene Ontology annotation, molecular function: RNA binding. The coding region runs from base 290 to 1465 and encodes 391 amino acids. The transcript is spliced from 5 exons.
AACAUUUCAAUUUGGUUCAGUACGGUUAAAUUUUUUCGUUGGAGUGUUUUAUUUUUUCUCACCUUUUAACUAAUUUUAAAGUUAUGGAAAUGAUGGGGAUGAAAGUUUAAUAAUGAGAAUGUUUCUAAUUACUUUAUCAGCAUUUUCCCGCAAGAUUUCCAAUGAUGAGAGGUUAAUAAACUUUACUAUAUGUGAAGGCGGAAACGUUUUCGGACACGUGGACGACAGUUAAUGGUGGAUAAAGUGAUUAUGUCACGUCUUUGUAUUAAAAGUACAAAUAUUUUAGGUUAUGAUUAAUUUAAUUAGAAUCUUUCCCGACAAAGAAAUAGCUCUAAGCACGACACAUGUGAAGUCGCCGGCGAGCAAAAAAACACUAUCUCGACGGUUACACGUACAGGAGUCGUAUGUAUUUAAAUUGAAUCCGCUUUGUAAUUUUCUCACAGCCAAAGAUUUUUCCUUAUUUGGGUUUUUUUCUUAUCUUCUGUGUUCGUUACAAAUUCUGGGUGAAAGAGGAAAAAUCUUCGUUUCAAUCCGGUUUAUAUCGGUUUUAGCAAUGUCGAUGGUAACUGUCAAAGUUAGCAACGUUUCUCUUGAAUCAACAGAAAGAGAUCUCAAGGAAUUCUUCUCUUUUUCCGGCGAUAUUGCUUACCUAGAAACACAAAGCGAGAAUGAAGGUUCUAAAUUAGCAUAUGUUACAUUCAAGGAUUUACAAGGAGCUGAAACCGCAGUUCUUCUCACCGGAUCGACGAUUGUUGAUUCAUCGGUCACAGUUACAAUGUCACCAGAUUAUCAACUACCUCCUGAGGCUUUAGCUUCCAUUGAAUCAUUGAAAGAGAGCAAUAAAUCAUCAUCACCUUCUCGCGAAGAUGUAUCGGUAUUUAGAAAAGCUGAAGAUGUUGUAAGUGGUAUGAUUUCAAAAGGGUUUAUUCUAGGAAAAGACGCGAUAGCUAAAGCCAAGAGCCUUGAUGAGAAGCAUCAGUUGACAUCAACAGCUUCAGCUAGAGUCACAUCUUUCGACAAAAGAAUCGGAUUCACAGAGAAAAUCAACACCGGGACAACGGUUGUGAGCGAAAAAGUUAAAGAAGUUGAUCAGAAGUUUCAAGUCACAGAGAAAACUAAAUCAGCAAUAGCUGCAGCUGAGCAAACAGUGACUAAUGCUGGUUCUGCUAUUAUGAAAAACCGGUAUGUUUUAACCGGUGCCACUUGGGUUACGGGUGCGUUUAACAAAGUGACUAAAGCUGCUGAAGAAGUUGGACAAAAGGCGAAAGAGAAAGUUGGUAUGGUUGAGGAAGAAGAAGAAGAGAAGAAGAAAGUGGUUGAUGCAGUUGCUAGCAUCCAUCUGACUGAAUCACCAAAUGCUUUAGACCAAUCAGAACAAGAUUCAAAACUCUCUGAAUCGCAAAGGCAAGAGCAACCACAGCCACAGAAGGAGCUUAGUCCAAGUGUUGCUUCAGCUCAAUCUUGAAAUACAUAUAAGGAACUUUCUCCAAACUUUUUGGAACACAGAAGCUGACUUUUUAGGACAGGGCUUGUAUGUUCCAAAAACAUUGGAUUGAAAAUCUUCUGUUGUUGUUGUUGUUGUUGUUGUUUCUGUCUUAUUUCUUCUUGUUGUUUCUCCCUUACAAGAAAAAAGGUGAAGAAAAUUUGGAAGAAUGUUUAAACUGAAUCUCUUUUUUUGAAAA